AUGAAUUUUCUAGCUAUUCAUUUUUUUUUUCUUUUUCCUUUAGACCAAACCGUAGCCACAUCAACCAACAGCACAGCUGCCACAGUGAAAUACUUAAAGAACAUCAAUAUUUUCCUCCACUGCAUAAUAUGUGUGCUUGGUGUUGCUGGAAAUGGAAUGGUCAUCUACAUCGCAGGCCUCAAAAUGAAAAGGACCGUCAAUACCAUCUGGUUUCUGAACCUGGCGGUAGCUGACUUCCUGUUUUCAUUUUUCCUGAUCUUUAAUGUAAUUUACGAAUAUCGUGAUUUGGAUUGGCCUUUUGGUGACUUUGGGUGCAUGUUGAGUAGCCUGGUGACCGUGCUGACUAUGUUUGCCAGCACUUUCCUGCUGACGGUGAUCAGUGUGGACCGCUGCCUGUCCACCUGGGUGGUGGUGUGGGCCCGGACUAAACGAACCGUCCUGAAAGCGAGGAUAAUUUGCCUGCUUAUUUGGUUAGCAGCAGUUGCUUGCACCCUGCCUUGUGUCAUCUUUAGAAAAACGCGUCGCAUUUCUCCACAACAAACAGUGUGCAUACUUGGUUUUUCGGGACUGGAAGCCUACAAGAGGGUGGUUGUGUUCCGUUUUGUAGUGGGUUUCCUCAUUCCGUUUGUCAUAAUCUUGGCUUCUUACGUGGCGAUCGGAGUACGAGUUAAGCGCCUCCGGAAAGACAAUAAACUAAAACCCUUCCGUAUUAUCCUAGCUGUAAUCCUGGCCUUCUUCUUCUGCUGGCUUCCCUUUUAUGUUCACAGAUUCCUCGAAGUGACGUUGCAUGAAAUGAAUGCGACAAACCCAUCAGUAGAGCUGACCAACUUCAAGAAUGUUUUUGACCAGAUAGGGCUCUUCAUAGUCAGUCUUGCCUACUUGAACAGCUGCCUGAAUCCUUUCUUGUAUGUAUUCAUGUGUGAAGAUUUUCAGAAAAAGCUCAGGCGGUCUUUGGUGAUGGUGUUCGAGAGCGUCUUCGCAGAGGAACACCUGGCUCUCCUCUCGCAACAUUCCCAAUCCCAACACAGAUCUCAUUCCCAGAGUGGACCGGGACCCAGUUUGACCCAGUCUGUGACACUUGAGAGUUAAAUUAAACAUUCACAAUAUCAAAUGUGUAUUUAAAUUAAAUAACAUACAAAAAAAGGAAAAGCACAUGCAAUUCAGCAAAAUAUUAACAGUGUGUUCUUCAUUUGUUUUUUAUGUUGUGAGACGGAAGCUGAUGUGCCAAACGUUAAAAAUUAUAAAU
Molecule: messenger RNA, 1246 nt
Organism: Sinocyclocheilus anshuiensis
Lineage: Eukaryota; Metazoa; Chordata; Actinopteri; Cypriniformes; Cyprinidae
Product: C3a anaphylatoxin chemotactic receptor-like
Exons: 3
Coding region: 1-1089 (362 amino acids)
Biological process (GO): positive regulation of cytosolic calcium ion concentration; complement receptor mediated signaling pathway; phospholipase C-activating G protein-coupled receptor signaling pathway
Cellular component (GO): plasma membrane
Molecular function (GO): complement receptor activity; G protein-coupled receptor activity
Source: RefSeq, a predicted model, not a curated record